Chanos chanos (milkfish) is the source of this 4559-nucleotide messenger RNA. Its product is annotated as alpha-2-macroglobulin-like. The record is from RefSeq and is a predicted model, not a curated record. The transcript is spliced from 34 exons. Gene Ontology annotation, cellular component: extracellular region. NCBI's taxonomy places the organism in Eukaryota, Metazoa, Chordata, Actinopteri, Gonorynchiformes, Chanidae. The coding region runs from base 48 to 4373 and encodes 1441 amino acids. Gene Ontology annotation, molecular function: endopeptidase inhibitor activity.
GCAUUAAAAGAAGGCAUUCAGAACUCACAGCUUGCAGGAGGAGCUAAAUGCACUUAGCAAUGGCUAUUCUUGGGACGCCAUUGUGGAGAGGACUGAUCCUAGUGUUUUUUCACUUCUGCUAUACUGCUAAGGGAACUGAACAACCGGUGUUUUUGGUGACAUAUCCUGCCGUUAUUCAGCCAGGUACUGAGUCCAAACUGUGUGCCAGUCUUCUACAGCCAAAAGAGACUGUGAUAAUGACAGUUUAUCUGGUCAACAAUGACCAGAACCGAACACUGAUUCAGGAAAGAACGCAAGAAGAGUUUCAUCGCUGUUUUAAUUUUCAGGCUCCUCUAGUGCAGGCUGAGUCUAAACAGAGCAUUACAGUGGAGGUGCAAGGGGAAUCGUUCCACUUGAAAAAGGAAAGGAAAAUCCUGUUCAAACCCUUCAAAAAAAAUAUGACUUUUAUACAGACAGAUAAACCAAUCUAUAUUCCAGGACACACAGUGCUUUUCAGAAUUAUGUCCAUGGAUUCCAAUUUCAUACCAAUUGAGCAAGUGUACCCAGUAGUGUACCUUGAGGAUAGGCGGCAUAACAGAAUCAGUCAGUGGGUAAAUGUCUCCUCCAAAAGCAAGAUUUUACAGCUUUCUCAUAACUUGGACUCGGAGGCACCUGUUGGCAUGUACCAAAUCAUUGUAGAAAUUGAUGGAAGACAAAUAAGACAUUAUUUUCAUGUAAAAGAGUAUGCUUUGCCAAAGUUUGAAAUAAAAUUGAACUUACCUGAAACAGUAGGAAUAGGUGGAGAGGGGCUAAAAGUAGAAGUGUGUGGAAGAUAUACUUAUGGACAACCUGUUCCUGGGAAAGUGUUUAUGGAACUGUGUGGAAAAUCAUCUUCCCAUUCUCCAUCAUGCCUCACUGAAUCGGUUGAGAUGAGUGACAGUGGCUGUAUCAUUCAUGUCUUCAACAUAUUUGAUUUACUGAAAAACCAAAGUGUAUCUUCAUUUCAUUUUUCUGCUAAGUUAACUGAAGAAGGAACAGGGAUCUCAAUGUCCAGACAUGGCACUGUGUAUGUAUCUUACAAGCUUGGUGAACUCACAUUUGUUGAUACACCAGAUAACUAUGAACAUGGAGCAAUAAUAGAGGGAAAGAUCAAAGCUACAUAUAUUAAUGGAACUCCCAUUGCAAACAAGAACAUCUUUCUUUUGGAUGGUCGGUUGUGGUCCCCAACUCUAAUAGAGAAUCUUACCACAGAUGCUAAUGGAAUAGCUCAUUUCUCUGUCAACACAACAACCUUUCCUGGAGCCCCUCUUAACCUCUUAGCAAGCGAUACUACAGAACGUUCUCAUAGUUGGUAUGACAGACCCCACAUUCUAAAUGCAUUCAGAAUCAUUCACCUGGCACAACCCCACAGACCUCACACACCCACAAGAAGUGAACUUACUAUAGAAGACUUGGAGGAGCCACUGAAAUGUGACACAGACGUACCAGUAACUGUCAGGUACGCUAUUGUUGGUGAAGCCAUAAAGAAUGGGUCCUUAAGCAUAAUCUACUUGGCAUUAUCCAAUGGAGAGAUUUUUCAAUAUGGAGCCAUGCAGGUUACAGUAAAGGACUCUGAUAGAGUUAAUCAAGGCAAAGUCUCUUUCACACUGCAUGUCAGUGCUGAGACUGCUUCUCGGGUGCAGAUUUUGGUAUACUGUGUUCCACCAAGUGAGACUGUUAUAGCUGGCCACAAAGAUUUCAGAACAGAACAGUGUUUCAGAAAUAAGGUAUCUUUGCAGUUUUCUCCGUCCAAGGCUGUUCCAGGUGAAGAGAACACCCUGCAACUCUCAGCUGAGCCAGGCUCACUGUGUGGUCUCAGUGCUGUGGAUCAGAGCGUGCUCAUCUUGGAAUCAGGGGAACGUCUGAGUGCUGAUAAGAUCUUCAGGAUGCGGCCGCCACCACAUCAUCCAGUUGAACUUGACAGUGACCAUGACUGUGUUCAUGUCAGAGACCGCCGAUAUGUGUUACCGUUCCCUGGUGCAGUAGACAUUUCUGCUCUCAGUCUUUUCAAGAGAAUGGGAUUGAACUUGGCCACAAACGCAAUUGCAAGAAUUCCUCCCUGUGUAGUGUACAGAGGAAACACUUAUCACUUGAGUGGUGAGAUCUUACAAAUUUACCCUGAGGGCAGCAGAGGAUUUGGCAUGGCAGGAGGAAGUGGGAUGCGUCCAACUGAGACAAUCCGCUCCUUCUUUCCAGAGACUUGGAUCUGGAAUCUUUUAGAAGUAGGGGAAUCUGGAUCUGCACAACUGCCUGUUACUGUCCCUGACACCAUCACCACCUGGGAGACAGAGGCCUUUUGUCUGUCCUCCAAAGGUUUUGGUCUGGCUGCCCCAGCCGAACUCACCGUCUUUCAGCCUUUCUUCCUGGAGCUCUCCCUUCCUUACUCCAUAAUCCGAGGAGAACUGUUUGAGCUAAAGGCCACUGUCUUCAACUAUCUGUCAAAGAGCAUUAUGGUUAAAGUAACUCCAGCCCCUUCCUCAGACUACACUCUAAAACCCUCCUCAGAUGGCCAGUAUUCUUCUUGUCUGCGUGCAAACGGAAGGAAGACCUUCCGAUGGACUCUGAUACCCUCUGUGCUGGGGGUCCUGAAUGUGACUGUAAGUGCAGAGGCAGAAGCAUCUCAGUCUCUGUGUGACAAUGAGAUUGUGACUGUACCAGACAGAGGCCGCAUUGACACAGUUACGCGAACUUUGCUGGUGAAGGCUGAAGGCACUGAAAAGACCAACAGCUACAGCUGGUUGCUUUGUCCCCAUGGAAACACUGUGACAGAGGAGGUAGAGCUCACUCUGCCUGAAGUUGUGGUAGAGGGAUCUAUUAAAGCUUCAGUUUCAGUCCUUGGAGACAUUUUGGGCCGUGCGCUACAGAAUCUUGAUGGAUUGCUGAAGAUGCCGUAUGGUUGUGGGGAGCAAAACAUUGCACUUCUCUCCCCUAACAUCUACAUCCUGCAGUACCUAGAGAGCACUGAGCAGCUCACUUCAGCCAUUCGAGAAAGGGCCACUGGUUUCCUUAAAAAUGGAUACCAGAGGCAACUUAACUACAAGCAUUCUGAUGGAUCCUAUAGUGCAUUUGGUGUAGGUGAUGGGAAUACAUGGCUUACAGCUUUUGUCAUGAGGUCCUUUGGCAAAGCCCAAACUUACAUUUUUAUAGAGCCACGCCACAUUACUAGUGCAAAGCAAUGGCUAGUAAGUCAACAGAGACCAGAUGGUUGCUUCAUGAGGAAAGGUCGUCUCUUUCACAACAGAAUGAAGGGAGGGGUGAGUGAUGAUGUGACUAUGACCGCAUACAUUGUUGCUGCAAUGCUUGAGCUGAACAUAUCAGUGAUGGAGCCCUCUGUGAGUAAAGGCUUGUUGUGCCUAAAGUCCUCCAUCAGUAAUCUAACAAAUAACUACGCCACUGCUUUGCUCGCCUACACCUUCAGCCUGGCUGGGGAAAAGGAAAUACGUUCUCAGCUUCUGCAAAAACUGGAUGAUGUGGCCUCAAAAGAGGGUGGUCAUCUCUCCUGGUCCCAGUCAAAUUCGGAACAAUCAGAGUCCUUGGCAGUGGAGAUGAGCUCUUAUGUGCUGCUAGCAGUUCUCACUAAUUCCCCACUCUCUACUGCUGACUUAGGUUAUGCCAGCAGGAUUGUCAAUUGGCUGGUGAGGCAGCAAAACCCCUACGGAGGGUUCUCCUCCACACAGGAUACGGUGGUGGCACUACAGGCCCUGGCUCUGUAUGCCACUAAAGUGUUCAGCUCAGGUAGCUCUGCAACGGUGACAGUGCAGUCUGCCAGCGGGGCAAGUCACCUUUUUGAUGUGGACCAGAGCAAUACACUGCUGUACCAGGAGAGGGCGCUACAGGACAUACCAGCAAAAUAUAGUGUUGAAGUGAAAGGCUCUGCCUGUGUCUCUGUACAGAUGGCCGUGUUCUACAACAUCCCAACACCCAAGAAGGACUCUGUUUUCAGUGUUGAAGCAAAGACUGAGGAGAACUGCACAAAGUUUCCACAAACUCUGGUCAUCAAAAUCACAGUCCAAUAUAAUGGGUCACAGGAGAGCACCAACAUGGUCAUUGUGGAUAUAAAAAUGUUGUCAGGGUUCAUAAUUGAUGGAACUUCUUUGAAAACUUUGAGGCGUUCUGUACUUGUGAGUCGUGUGGACUCCCAAGAUGACCAUGUCAUCAUGUAUUUGGAGGAGCUUCCGAAGGCUAUUCCUCUUCAUUAUACUCUGUCUGUUACUCAGCAAGUCCCAGGGAAGAAUCUCAAGCCAGCAGUGAUAAAAGUCUAUGACUACUAUCAAACCAGUGACCAGGCUGAAACAGAAUAUUCUUUCCAGUGUACAGGCAAAGAACCCGACAUAUCACACAAUGAAGUACAAUGACUGACCUCAUUAUCAAAUGCCACUGAUGUCUCAUACUCCACGGAAUGCCUAUUCACAGGUUCUAGCUACUAACAGAUGAGGCAUCCUUUCAAUAAAGCAAAAUUCAGUUAAACAGUUGUCUUUUUAGGUGUUUUUGUAUAAAGUUUUAAAUUCAAAGCACAAAUAAAGCUUUAUACUGAAAACAUA